This is a messenger RNA of Acanthaster planci (crown-of-thorns starfish), 2960 nucleotides long. RefSeq names its product adenosine receptor A3-like. Gene Ontology annotation, biological process: G protein-coupled receptor signaling pathway. Gene Ontology annotation, cellular component: plasma membrane. Lineage: Eukaryota; Metazoa; Echinodermata; Asteroidea; Valvatida; Acanthasteridae. Gene Ontology annotation, molecular function: G protein-coupled receptor activity. The record is from RefSeq and is a predicted model, not a curated record.
UCUCACAAUGCUACAUAUGCCUCUCACAUACUGUACCGUGCUGCAGCUCAUGAUGCAUCAUAUAGAAUUUGUCAAAUUGAGCAUACAAAUUGUAAAUAGCACCCCCCCCCCACUACAGUGCAAUAGACAAACUUGGAGCCGGUACUGGAGCACAUCCUUGCUGUCAAGUAGGUCUCCCCACAGGCUUCCACGGCAGUGUCUUAUCAGUCAUAAAUAACCUUACCAGAGUAAUACAAUGCAAGAUGUUAGUACAAAUUCAAAACAAUUUGGGCUUCUUUUUAGUUCAGUUCACACUCUGGCAAAAUAGGUGCGAGAGUUGCUCAGGUUGUCCCCCAAGUUAGAGUUAAAGGAUUAUUCUUAUGGACAUGGCACUGAUCAUGUGGUGACAACUUGCAAAAUACCAAUGACUGACAACUGGAAGCAACAAUCACUUAUUAAUUACUGGACAGUUUUGCCAGGUACCCUGGAUAUAUUUGUGCACAGGUUAUCAGGGAAAAGUGAUUAGUGGUUGAUGUGUCGCUUCAACUUGUCCUCAGCUUAAGAAACUACUUUCUAUUGUGCUGAUUUUGAAAAAAUUGGGUGUAUUGUCCUGAUGAACGGUCAAAAAUACCAGCUCUAUUCAAACUGAUCCAAACAGACGAUGCACGACAGUCCGAACAAUCUUGCCUAUAUUAAAUCAUAUUAGUAGAAAUCAAAUUUUUCAAAGAAUGAAAGCUUCAUUUUCGAACUGUCAGACUUAAUUUUCACAGCCACCGUACUUCAUUUUUGAGUGUUGGUGUUUUAAUAAUCAUAAUAAACACUUGUAAUUACAAAUGGUCCGACGUAUUUCUGAAACCACCUGACUUUAUUUUUCGACGGCUUAACUGAACUUUCCAGUGCUUUCAUUUCCCAUUUCAUUGAUGUGGUGCUGCAAGACAGAGAUACUGCCCCACCCCCUUUUCACCCAAUUGACCAAUCAGAGGGCAGCGUUUUGAGAGACCAUGAGAAGGAAAUAUAGAGGGAUUCAUGAGGGGAAUGUUAUGACGCACUUGGUCAACAGGUAAGAGGAUUACCAGGUGUUUCAUGUAGGGAUUACAGAAAAGUUGGUUUAUGAUUAUCAUGGGGAUGAACACUUUCGAAAAGUUUAAGUUAUGAUCUCUACCAACGUCAAAACACAAGAAGUGUUAUGUUGGUUUGAUAUAUGUGGUAGUGUUGUUUCCAUUAACCAUAUAGUAAUCAUGAGCCAACUUUUCCAUAAUCCCUGCUUAUUUCACCUGGUUAUCCUCUUAUUAAUCAUUGCGUCAUAUUCCCCUUAUAAAUCCCUCUACAUUUCUUCCACAGGCUCCCACAAAAUGCUGGCUUCUGAUUGGUCAGUCGGAGUGAAAAGGGACGGGAACAACCUCUACUGCCACUAUGCAGCACUACUUGUCUAAUUAUGCACAAAAGGGGGGGGCAACAGACAAAUGUAAUCAAACUGUAGAAUACUGAUCAUUGUGUUAAUUUGUCAAUGCAUCUAAUGAUUGCAACGGACAAGUGUCAGCUCUGGUAUGAUUGAUUACAUCACGCAGAGGAGAGUGAAAGAAGUCACUAUUACGGUAGACAACAGUUUCAGACCAACUGACAAUAUGCUAUGCAAUGUAUCAUUUGUCCAGAAUAACCAGCACAGAGACUGGAGGACUAUAUUUCAACACCUCUUGGUUUACUGAGCAGACUAGGGAGACACUUGAUCAAAUAGUCUGAUUCACGUCACACCUCAUACAGAAGGACGUUGUGCCAGUUUCUUCCUUGUCUUGUUUCAUGCAGUGAUGUUAUGGAAUGAAAAUUUGCACGUUUCAACAGCAGGAUGUGGUUUUGAAGGAGGUCAGUGUUUUAUUCACAGGAACUGCUAUCUUUUUCAGAAAGCCUGCGAGAACAGAGAGAUGAUCACCAUGACAUCAAACUCCACUUUCCCUGGACCAAGUCCUGAUGUGCCAACAGUCCAGCCUGACAUAGGCAUCCCUUACUAUGUCGGGGAAACCAUCUUAGCCUUCUGUGCAUUCCUCAGUAAUUCCUUAGUCAUUCUUCUCUUUUCCCUGGAACGUAAGCUUCGUGUAACCGUUUCCAAUGUUCAUCUCAUCUCAUUGGCUAUCAGUGACUUCUGCAUGGGCACUGUCGCUAUUCCCAUUCUCCUAGUAACGUUACAAGGAUAUCCACAUGAGUUCCCUGCCUGCAUCACACUUCUCUCUCUUGUUGUCCUGAUCGCCAUUGCAUCUGUCUUUGCCCUGCUCACAAUGACAUUGGACCGGUAUUACUCUAUCACACAUCCACUGCAGUACAGCGUUAAAGUCACCAAGACCCGUGCAUCAUUUACAGCAUUGCUUGCUUGGUUGUUUGCCUGUCUUCUUGUUCUUCCAAUGCCCCUUGGCUGGCACCACAAACCAUCCCAACCACAGUGCUUCUUCACUGAAGUUGUCAGCAUGCAGUACAUGACGUUUAUCUUCUUUGUAUGUAUUCUGACACCGUUUGUUGUUAUGUGUACUGUGUACAUCAGACUCUACGUCAUCAUACAGAAGCAGGUAUGCACUCCAAACCUUAAACAACUACAAGCCAUUCAUGACACAUGUCAACGUCUUCAAGGCCUAUCAGCUGGUGAAGACACUUCAAUUGUAGUACAAACGGGUCAGCAAUUCCACCUGGACAGGAUAGAUGAGGGAGGGGCUACCUCACAGACCCCACCCACAGUAUCCCACCUUGAUAACUUCCAUCGUAUUAAGCGAGAGAUCAAGACAGCUGCACAUGUAUUUUUGAAGAAUUUUGAAAACGGAAAUCUUGAAAAGGUCCCGUCAUCUCAUCCUGCUCAAGAAAUAUCCACCCGACAGGUAGAGGUUAAUAAUAUUUUGUUCUACCAGACUUCCCCCAACAAACUUGGUUUAAUCGUGUUUAUCAGUUUCAGUUCUUGCUACUUGUUGACAUCAUACCUUCAAUAUUCAGACCACAUGUAA